UGUUCUCAUUGUCCUCAAUGUAAGACUGAUGAAAAGCACCAGUCCUCGGACUGCUAUCUGCCUCAGUUUCUCUGUCCGGACAGGUUCUGUCUGGUCAAUGAUCUGGAAGAGAAACCUCGACUGCAUGUGGAGCUGUGGCGAGAUCCUGGACAAUGGGAAGCUGAAAGUUAGGUAGACUUUGUGGAUCAGAGAACUUAAUUUUGUAACUUUGGCUAUUUUAUCAUUUCUACUUCUGCAAGCUGAAGGCAGAGUAAAAUUCUCUCCAGUGGACCACAUAAAUGUUGUGACAGCCAACUGUUCUUACUUUACCCUUUUUUUCUAAAUAUAGGCUCUCAGUUAGGUCCCCCCCUUUUUUUUUUACAAAUUUCUUCAGAGCACCCACAAGGGCCACUGAGCAGAAUCACCAUAGGAAUCCACUCAAGUUGCUUAAAGGAUCACAGAAGACUUCAAACACAACUUCUGUUUGGACUAUCAGACUUUGUGAACCUGCUACCAGCUGACUCUGUUCACAUAGAUGGGUUCGUCCUUUAAGAGGUUCUUCAUGCAGUGCUGCUGCUGCUGCUGCGCUGAUGAUGACGACGAUGAAGAUGAAAAGCAGCCUUUAGUAACUCCAGAUCCACUGGACUAUUUUACUCGAGAAGUCCAGAAGCGACGAGAUGAGGAAACUAAUCUGUGGAGUGAGCCAGGAGACCCAAGCCACUCGGAGAGAGCUGACGACCGGACACUUUACACCCUGAUUCAGGCCAGGAGCAAGACCCGCAUGGGAUCCACGGGUUAUCGUCGUCUGAGUGUUGACAUUGAAGCCAUGAGAGAUGUACGCCGAGAAGUCAGAGACAAAUGGAAGACAAUCCUGGAAAAUUUAGGUUUUAUGGCCGAGGCAGACUCUUUGCUGACAGUGUCUGCCGGUGCCUCACAUGACCGCAUGCGUAAUGCGCCAGCAGCACGUGCCAUGCUUCAGACGCUGCACACCGAGACAUCCAUCUUUUGCACUAAAGAACCACCUCCAGAGAGAUACCUGUUCAUCCUGGAUCGUCUUGUGUACCUUGAUAUAGCUGAUGAUUUUUUGGCAAAGGCAAAGCGCUUCUAUCCUCCAAAGGAUGAUUCUGACGAGGAGAUGCCGGGCCUGAAAAUAAACCUGCCGCUGUUGCUGGCCAGGGUAGAGGCCUUGAAUGGAGGCGGCGGUGAAGAAGAGAGUGAGAGAGAUGAUGAAAACACAAGUGACUGAUCCUGAGAUUUGGCUGCAGUAAUAGUAGGCAGAAGGCAGGGGGCAGUAGUCAACAACCCCUGAAUGCCCCUUAGGCAUUUGUUGCCUCCCAAAAGUUUUGCUGCUGGAAUUUAGACUGAAUAUUUAAACCCCUCUUUUCCCAUCUGCACAGCUUGAGUCUUUUCUGUUUUGUCUGGUCUGAAUCUUGAAGGGGUUUUGCAGAUUUUUCUGAGGAAAGUUGAAGAUAUGUUUAUUGUGUGAUUGUGUGUAUUUUUGUCUAGCCUGUUCAUUGUUCAUCUGUUGUGAACCUUUAGGGUAGGGAUGUUCUUUUCACCAGAGCCCCUUUAUAUUUUGUCCUAUGAUUAUCAGCACUUAUUUCACUCUACCACAUGAUCUGCACCAACUCUAAAUAAAUAGCCCACUAAUCUGAUGUCAUAAUUAGUUGGGAUUUUUUUUUAAGUUUCAUAAGAAUGCAUGUUUAUAUAGUUAAUGCUUUGACGUUUGCUUUUUGGCUUUAAAUUUAGUUGGAGAGGAGAAAAAAAGCAAUGUAGACAGUACGUUAUGUUGAACUUAAAAAUUGGUUUAAUGUGUGAUUGAAAUUAUUUUUUCAGGUAAUGCAUGUGAGGGUGGUUUUCUCUUCUUACAAUUAAUGGAAAAAGUAAAAACCGUUAAAUAUAUAUGACAGUCUGUGUAUGUGUUCAUGGUGAAAUAAAGCCUUUUAUGUGUGCAAGUAA
Molecule: messenger RNA, 1938 nt
Organism: Melanotaenia boesemani (Boeseman's rainbowfish)
Lineage: Eukaryota; Metazoa; Chordata; Actinopteri; Atheriniformes; Melanotaeniidae
Gene: mreg
Product: melanoregulin
Exons: 5
Coding region: 515-1225 (236 amino acids)
Biological process (GO): melanosome transport
Cellular component (GO): melanosome
Source: RefSeq, a predicted model, not a curated record